Solea senegalensis (Senegalese sole) is the source of this 1052-nucleotide messenger RNA. RefSeq names its product ADP-ribosylation factor-like protein 6. Gene Ontology annotation, cellular component: cytoplasm; axoneme. The transcript has 9 exons. Gene Ontology annotation, molecular function: GTPase activity; GTP binding. The record is from RefSeq and is a predicted model, not a curated record. The coding region runs from base 193 to 825 and encodes 210 amino acids. Gene Ontology annotation, biological process: vesicle-mediated transport; intracellular protein transport; cilium assembly. Lineage: Eukaryota; Metazoa; Chordata; Actinopteri; Pleuronectiformes; Soleidae.
GAUUAUCUGCCUCCAGCUGAGAUGCACAGGCGUCCUCUCAGUUUCUGACUCACUAUUUACCACUAUGUUUACCGUCAUUGUUUGCUUUCAUGAGGUUUUACAAAUGUAGUUGACUUAAUUACCGGUAAUCCUACCACCUAUGGGGGGAUGUGUUGAUAUUUUUUUAAUGGUGAAGAGCUCAUUUCAGUCUUAAUGGGGCUGCUGGAUAAACUUUCGGGCUGGCUCGGCCUGAAGAAAAAAGAGGUCAAUGUUUUGUGUUUGGGACUGGACAACAGCGGCAAAACCACCAUCAUCAACCAGCUGAAACCAGCUAAUCGUUCGAAUCAUUUAGGCCCAUUGUCAGAAGAGUGGAAACAUGUUAGUCAGGCGCAGGCACAAGACAUAGUCCCGACAAUUGGCUUCAACAUUGAAAAGUUCAAGUGUUCAAGCAUGUCCUUCACCGUGUUUGAUAUGUCUGGACAGAGCAGAUACAGAAACCUCUGGGAGCAUUACUACAAAGAAGGUCAUGCCAUCAUAUUUGUCAUUGACAGCGGCGACAAACUGAGAAUGGUUGUGGCCAAAGAGGAACUCGAUACUCUUCUCAACCACCAAGACAUACGCAGCAGAAAGAUGCCAGUGUUGCUCUUUGCCAACAAGAUGGAUCUGCGGGACGCCAUGUCUUCUGUCAAGGUCUCACAGAUGUUGUGUUUGGAGAACAUCAAAGACAAACCUUGGCACAUCUGUGCGAGCAAUGCCAUCAAAGGAGAGGGCCUGCAGGAAGGGCUGGACUGGCUACACGAACAAAUUGCACAAUCACAUCAAAACAAUGAACACAUAAAUGACUGAAGUGCUUGUGACCGUGGACACAUUAUGGAUGUGGUGAACUCUAUCCCCAUUCACCUAAUGGAGUACUCAUCACACGUGAUGUUGCAGGCCUUACAAAGUCUAGUACUUGUGUGCAUGCUUCAAAUGUAAUGCCGUGUGUCUUUGAAUAAAUAAAACUGUGCAAUAAGUAUAAUUUGUAUAUGACUAACAGUUUGAAGCGGCCAUCAUUAAAACAAGCUGCACUUCAA